AUGCUAAAAGUGUCGCUAAUACUACUAGUUCUGUCAGCAGCUGCUGUGCUGGCAGAUUUCGAUCCGUUUCUCGACAUACCCUUCAAGCCAGUCAAGGACAUCGAGCGUAUUGAAUCACAUGGCUAUCCGUCUGAAUCCCACUACGUGGAAACCGAGGAUGGUUAUGUGCUGAAUAUGUUCCGCAUACCGCACUCGCCCAAGUUGAAGAAUGAGAAAAAGGAGCGUCCGGUUGUAUUUAUUAUGCAUGGUUUGUUCAGUUGCUCAGAUUGCUUCCUGCUCAAUGGACCGGACAAUGCAUUGGCCUACAACUAUGUCGACGCCGGCUAUGAUGUCUGGCUGGGCAAUGCACGUGGCAAUCUUUAUUCCCGCAAGAACACUAAAAUGAGCAUUAAUCAUCCCUAUUUCUGGCGCUUUAGUUGGCAUGAAAUAGGUCAUUACGAUCUGCCUGCAAUGAUUGAUUAUGUGCUCGCGACCACAGGACAAGAGAAAUUACAUUAUGUGGGUCACUCGCAGGGAUGCACCACGUUCUUUGUCAUGGGCUCCACGCGUCCCGAGUACAACAAAAAGAUCAAGACUGCGCAUAUGCUGGCACCGCCAAUUUUCAUGGGCAAUGUUACUGAGGGCAUUAUUCUCGCAACUGCACCAUAUGUAGGCUCACCUGGCUUGGGUGCGGAGCUGCUACAGAAUCAGGUCUUUUUGCCACUGAAUCAAUAUAUUCAACGCCUUCUGGACACUGCUUGCAGUAACCAGCCCAUUAUGCUGAGCUACUGCAAGACGCUCGCAUUGAUGUGGGGUGGAGAUCUAGGCAAUCUUAAUGCGACACUAUUGCCUCAGGUGGCUGAAACUCAUCCCGCUGGCAUUUCCACUAAUCAAGGUAUACACUUUAUACAAUCGUAUGUCUCUAACGAUUUCCGUCGUUACGAUUGGGGUCCCAAGAACAACUUAGCUUUUUACGGUACUGAAGUGCCGCCUUCGUAUGACAUCACGAAGAUAGAUGCCAAUCUAUAUCUCUACUCGGGUGAAGCUGAUGGCUCGGCUAAUGUUAUGGAUAUUGCACGCUUGCCGGGACUGCUGCCCAACAUGAAGGAGCUUUAUACAAUACCCGACCCAACCUUUGGUCACUUGGACUUUAUAUUUGCCAACAGCGUUAAGGAGAUUAUUAAUGAUAAAGUGAUCGGCAUAAGCAAAGACUACGAUGCCAAAAACAAAUUUUAAAUAAAUAUUUGUUGUAUCUGCAAGUUUA
Drosophila busckii is the source of this 1243-nucleotide messenger RNA. RefSeq names its product lipase 3. NCBI's taxonomy places the organism in Eukaryota, Metazoa, Arthropoda, Insecta, Diptera, Drosophilidae. The record is from RefSeq and is a predicted model, not a curated record. Bases 1 to 1215 code for a protein of 404 amino acids. The transcript has 3 exons. Gene Ontology annotation, molecular function: hydrolase activity, acting on ester bonds. Gene Ontology annotation, biological process: lipid metabolic process.